This is a messenger RNA of Peromyscus maniculatus bairdii (prairie deer mouse), 5824 nucleotides long. NCBI's taxonomy places the organism in Eukaryota, Metazoa, Chordata, Mammalia, Rodentia, Cricetidae. The record is from RefSeq and is a predicted model, not a curated record.
CCGGGCUUUGGAGGAGCCCGGCCCCCCUGGCUGGCGGCCCCGGCUGGCUGGCGCGCGGCCUUUCGCCCCGGGGUCGGACUGUGUCCACCCGUCCCGUCUGACCCCCGCCAUGUCCGUCCCCCUGCUUCUGACUGACGGGAGAGUUCUGCAGAUGGAGCUUUUGGGAAGGAGAGAAGAUCAGCUCGAACGGGUCUUUUUACGACUUGGCCAUGCUGAAACAGAUGAACAAUUACAAAAUAUUAUAUCUAAAUUCCUUCCUCCUGUUUUGCUCAAACUGUCCAGCACCCAAGAAGGAGUACGGAAAAAGGUAAUGGAACUGCUGGUCCAUCUGAACAAACGUAUAAAAAGCCGCCCCAAAAUACAACUCCCAGUAGAGACAUUAUUGGUUCAGUACCAGGACCCUGCUGCAGUUUCCUUUGUCACGAAUUUCACUAUAAUUUAUGUUAAGAUGGGCUAUCCUCGCCUGCCAGUGGAGAAACAAUGUGAAUUGGCCCCUACACUUCUUACUGCCAUGGAAGGGAAACCUCAGCCACAGCAGGAUAGCUUAAUGCAUCUUUUAAUACCAACCCUUUUCCACAUGAAAUACCCAGCUGAAUCAUCAAAAUCAGCUUCUCCUUUCAAUCUUGCUGAGAAACCAAAGACUGUGCAGCUGCUUUUGGACUUUAUGCUAGAUGUCCUUCUGAUGCCUUAUGGAUAUGUGUUAAAUGAAUCCCAGAGUCGCCAAAAUUCAUCUUCAUCACAGGGUUCUUCUUCAAACAGUGGGGGAGGUUCUGGAAUCCCACAGCCUCCCCCAGGAAUGAGCUUUUAUGCAGCUAAACGAGUUAUUGGUGAUAACCCAUGGACGCCUGAACAGUUGGAACAGUGCAAAUUGGGCAUAGUGAAGUUCAUAGAAGCCGAGCAGGUGCCUGAGCUCGAAGCUGUUCUCCACCUGGUGAUUGCUUCUAGUGACACUCGCCAUAGUGUGGCGACAGCGGCAGACCUGGAAUUGAAAAGCAAGCAGAGUUUAAUUGACUGGAAUAAUCCUGCCAUCAUUAAUAAGAUGUACAAAGUAUACCUUGGGGAUAUACCACUGAAGACAAAAGAGGGAGCAGUUCUAAAGCCAGAGCUGAAAAGAGACCCGGUCAGUACCAGAGUGAAGUUAAAGAUUGUCCCUCAUCUCCUUCGUUCUAGACAGGCUGCUGAAACAUUCCCAGCUAACAUUCAGGUGGUGUAUGAUGGACUUUUUGGUACAAAUACAAAUUCAAAGUUAAGAACAUUGUCCCUGCAAUUUGUACAUCACAUUUGUAUAACCUGCCCAGAAAUCAAGAUUAAGCCACUAGGUCCUAUGCUUUUGAAUGGUCUCACUAAGCUAAUAAAUGAAUAUAAAGAGGACCCUAAACUGUUGUCAAUGGCAUAUUCAGCUGUUGGAAAACUCUCCAGCCGAAUGCCCCAUUUAUUCACUAAGGAUAUAGCUCUUGUGCAACAGCUUUUCGAAGCCCUGUGUAAGGAAGAGCCUGAGACUCGACUUGCCAUUCAGGAAGCAUUAUCUAUGAUGGUUGGAGCGUAUAGUACCUUAGAAGGAGCACAGAGAACUUUAAUGGAGGCACUUGUAGCUUCAUAUUUAAUAAAGCCUGAAGUUCAAGUUCGGCAAGUUGCGGUGAAAUUUGCCAGCACGGUGUUUCCCUCAGAUCAUAUACCUUCCAGAUACUUGCUCCUACUAGCCGCAGGAGACCCACGAGAAGAAGUCCAUGGCGAAGCACAACGUGUAUUACGAUGUCUUCCUGGUAGAAACAAAAAGGAAAGCACUUCUAAGCAGAUGCCAUCUUUUCCAGAAAUGGUAUAUUACAUUCAAGAAAAGGCUUCCCAUCGAAUGAAAACUCCAGUCAAAUACAUGACUGGAACUACUGUCCUUCCAUUUAACCCAGCAGCAUUUGGAGAGAUAGUCCUGUACUUGCGCAUGUGCCUGGCUCAUAGUGCAGGAGUGGUGCCCACCUCUCAGAGUUUGGCUGAUAUGCAAGAUCAUGCUCCAGCCAUUGGACGGUACAUUCGGACGUUAAUGUCAAGCAGCCAGGCGACAGCUUCAUCUUCUAAUAAGAGUGGAGAGACCAACCCUGUUCAGAUCUACAUUGGCCUGCUUCAACAGCUAUUAGCAGGGGUUGGAGGUUUGCCAGUCAUGUACUGUCUAUUGGAAGCUGUGUCAGUGUAUCCAGAAAAAUUGGCUGCCAAAUUUGUAGACAAAACAGAAUGGAUCAAGAGUCUGAUGAGUAGCAGUAAAGAAGAGAUGCGUGAAUUGGCGGCUUUGUUUUAUUCUGUAGUUGUGUCAACAGUGUCCGGAAAUGAAUUAAAGUCAAUGAUAGAACAACUUAUAAAGGCUACAAAAGACAAUCAUAGUCCUGAGGUACAACAUGGAUCCUUGCUUGCAUUGGGAUUCACUGUGGGAAGAUACUUGGCUAAGAAGAGAAUGAGAACAGCAGAGCAGCACGACCUGGAGACAGAUGCUGAUCUCUUGCCUGAGCAAGAGGAGCUCAUUCGGAGUGCUACAGAAACAAUAGGUUCAUUUUUAGACAGUACAUCACCUCUCUUGGCAAUUGCUGCCUGCACAGCCCUGGGUGAAAUUGGCAGAAAUGGUCCUCUCCCAAUCCCCAGUGAAGGAUCUGGAUUUACCAAACUGCAUCUGGUAGAAAGCUUACUCAAUAGAAUCCCUUCCAGUAAAGAAACAAAUAAGAUGAAAGAACGCGCAAUCCAAACAUUGGGCUAUUUUCCAGUUGGGGAUGGGGGUUUUCCCCACCAGAAACUCCUUUUGCGAGGUCUGAUGGAUUCUGUGGAGGCCAAGCAGAUUGAACUUCAGUUCACUAUUGGUGAAGCGAUCACCAGUGCUGCAAUAGGAACUAACUCUGUGGCUGCCCGAGAUGCCUGGCUGGUGACUGAGGAAGAGUAUACACCUCCUGCUGGUGCCAAAGUGAAUGAUGUUGUCCCUUGGGUUUUAGAAGUUAUUUUAAGUAAGCAUAUUAUCAGCCCCAACCCACAUGUGAGGCAAGCAGCUUGCAUCUGGCUCCUUUCGCUUGUGAGGAAGCUGAGUACCCACAUAGAAGUGAAGUCUCAUCUUAAGGAAAUUCAGAGUGCAUUUAUUUCAGUUCUGUCAGAAAAUGAUGAACUCAGCCAAGAUGUUGCCUCAAAAGGGCUUGGGUUGGUUUAUGAGCUGGGCAACGAACAAGAUCAGCAAGAAUUGGUGUCUACACUUGUAGAAACACUUAUGACUGGCAAAAGAGCUAAACAUGAAGUUUCUGGAGAGACAGUGGUAUUUCAAGGGGGAGGCCUUGGCAAAACACCUGAUGGCCAGGGCCUUUCUACUUACAAGGAGCUUUGUUCUCUGGCAAGUGAUCUUAGUCAGCCAGAUCUAGUAUAUAAAUUUAUGAAUCUGGCAAAUCAUCAUGCAAUGUGGAACUCUAGGAAGGGUGCUGCUUUUGGUUUUAAUGUAAUUGCUACCAGAGCAGGAGAACAGCUGGCUCCUUUUCUGCCUCAACUCGUUCCUCGACUUUAUCGUUACCAAUUUGAUCCCAAUCUUGGAAUUCGACAAGCUAUGACAAGUAUUUGGAAUGCAUUGGUCACUGACAAGUCAAUGGUAGAUAAGUAUUUGAAAGAAAUUCUUCAAGAUUUGAUUAAAAACCUUACCAGCAACAUGUGGCGAGUUCGAGAAUCCAGCUGUUUAGCUUUGAAUGAGUUAUUGAGAGGAAGACCUUUAGAUGACGUCAUUGACAAACUUCCAGAAAUGUGGGAAACACUUUUUAGAGUACAAGAUGAUAUUAAGGAAUCUGUACGGAAAGCAGCAGAACUAGCUCUGAAAACUCUGAGCAAGGUUUGUGUGAAAAUGUGUGACCCUGCCAAAGGAGCAGCUGGCCAGAGAACCAUUGCUGUCCUCCUGCCCUGCCUUCUGGACAAAGGAAUGAUGAGUCCUGUGACGGAAGUCCGAGCCCUCAGCAUUAACACCCUUGUGAAGAUCAGCAAAAGUGCAGGAGCCAUGUUGAAACCACAUGCACCCAAACUCAUCCCAGCUCUGCUAGAGUCCUUAAGUGUGUUGGAGCCUCAGAUUCUCAAUUAUUUGAGUCUCCGCGCUACAGAACAAGAAAAGGUUGUAAUGGACAGUGCUCGGCUCACUGCCGCCAAGUCCUCUCCCAUGAUGGAGACAGUCAACAUGUGCCUGCAAUAUCUUGAUGUCUCAGUGCUGGGUGAGCUAGUUCCUAGGUUAUGUGAACUGAUCAGAAGUGGUGUAGGUCUCGGAACUAAGGGAGGCUGUGCCAGUGUCAUCGUAUCCCUGACUACUCAGUGUCCCCAGGACCUAACGCCCCACUCAGGUAAACUUAUGAGUGCUUUGCUUAGUGGUCUGACAGAUCGGAACAGUGUAAUUCAGAAAUCCUGUGCAUUCGCCAUGGGCCAUUUAGUUCGGACUUCACGGGACAGCAGCACUGAAAAACUGCUCCAGAAGCUCAAUGGCUGGUACAUGGAGAAAGAAGAACCUAUCUACAAGACCGCUUGUGCUUUGACGAUUCAUGCAAUUGGAAGAUACAGUCCUGAUGUGUUGAAGAACCAUGCCAAAGAAGUUCUGCCCUUGGCGUUUCUAGGCAUGCAUGAAAUUGCUGAUGAGGAGAAAUCUGAAAAAGAAGAGUGUAAUUUGUGGACUGAAGUGUGGCAGGAAAAUGUACCUGGCUCCUUUGGAGGUAUUCGAUUAUACCUGCAGGAGUUGAUUACUAUUACCCAGAAGGCUUUACAGUCGCCAUCUUGGAAAAUGAAAGCCCAGGGUGCAAUUGCUAUGGCAUCAAUUGCAAAACAAACAAGCUCUCUAGUACCUCCAUAUCUGGGAAUGAUACUGAGUGCUUUGGUGCAAGGCCUGGCUGGAAGAACAUGGGCAGGAAAGGAAGAACUACUAAAAGCCAUUGCCUGUGUGGUGACAGCUUGCAGUACAGAGUUGGAAAAGUCUGUGCCCAAUCAACCCACCACAAAUGAAAUUCUUCAGGCGGUCUUGAAGGAGUGUUGCAAAGAGAAUCUCAAAUAUAAGAUUGUAGCAAUCUGCUGUGCAGCUGAUGUUUUGAAAGCCACCAAAGAAGACAGGUUCCAGGAGUUUUCUGACAUUGUCAUACCCCUCAUCAAGAAGAACUCACUUGAAAGCAUGGGAGUCCGGAGCACCAAAGCUGAAGAUGAAAAUGAUAAGGAAAGAGAGCUGCAGUUGGAAUCGUUGCUGGGUGCCUUCGAGAGCUUGGGCAAAGCAUGGCCCAGGAAUCCAGAAACUCAACGCUGUUACCGUCAGGAGCUCUGCAAACUGAUGUGUGAACGGCUGAGACUCAGCACGUGGAAAGUGCAGCUCGGUGUCCUCCAGUCGAUGAACGCCUUUUUCCAGGGGUUAAUGCUUUUGGAAGAAGAACAUGCUGAUCCUGAAGCUCUGGCUGAAAUUCUUCUUGAAACUUGUAAAUCAAUUACUUAUUCUUUAGAAAAUAAGACCUACUCAUCUGUGAGAACAGAAGCUUUAUCUGUGGUAGAAUUACUGCUUAAAAAACUUGAAGAAGCUAAACAGUGGGAAAGUCUGACAGCAGAAUGCAGAAGACUCUUGGUUGAGUCUUUAGCUACUAUGGAGACAGACAACAGACCCGAACUGCAGGAGAAAGCCUCAGUAUUGAAGAAAACACUUGAAAGUCUGGAAUGAGUGAGAAUGGGAGGAAAGAAACAAGUGCCAUGUUCUUUUGGGAUGGAAGUUUGGAAAUGGUGGUAUUCUUUAAAAACCAAGUGGGGGAGUAAAGAUUACUCUGUAGCAUGCAUCAUUCCUUGGCUGAAAUAAAAAAAAAAAAGCCUUAAA